AUGUCCCUCUUCAAGCGCACGUUCAGGUCGCAAGACCCCAACGUCCGCGUGGACAAGUCGUCGAGGCUGAAGAAGUCGAGCUCGGUCCGGGAUAACCAGAAGCUGUCGAAAAUGCAACGAUCCGCCACCGACGACCAGCCCGGCUCCAUGGCCCCGCCCGUCGCCGCUCCCCGUGGCGGCGCCGCCCCGCCCGUCCCGGCCAAGGCCUCCUCCGGAGCCGGAGCCGGCAAGUCCGUCGCCCCCUCCCCCAUCGUCACCCUCACCGUCGGCCGCGAAGGCCGCUUGUUCGCCGCCCACGAAGACGUCCUCUUCCAGUCGUCCUUCUUCGAGGCCGCCUGCCGAGGUCAGUUCUUCGAGGCCCAGAGCAAGCGCAUCGCGCUCCCCGACGAAGAACCCGAAGUCUUCUCCGCCAUCCUCGAGUACCUCUACAAGGGUGACUACUACCCCCGCCUCAUGCACAACAGGCACCGCAACUCUUGGGAGCUCGAGGACGCCGUCAGAGGAACUCCCCAAACCUCCCCCAACCCCGAAUACCCCAGAGGUGGCCGCGCAGCCCCCGGCGCCUACCCGCCGACGCCCAAGUCCACAAGCAGCAAUGCGACGACGGGCACCGGCGCCGGCGCCAACAACAACGACGCCACAAUCUACAUCUCGAGCUGUGGGCAGCACAUCCUCCGCGACACCGUCAUCUACUGCGCCGCGGAGCGGUACGGGCUCGAGGAGCUCAAGCGCCUGGCACUGCGCAAGCAGGGCCUGCAGUCCGGCGUCGACGUCGGCACCAUCCUGCGCUCCGCCCAGUACGCCUACGCCCACACCCCGGAUUCCGAUUCGCGCCUGCGCGCUCACUACCUCGCCCUCAUCAUCAGGUGUCGCAAGACAUUCAAGAGGAGCGGCACCAUGCAGACCGAGAUGGAGCGCGGCGGUAGCAAGCUCUUCUUCGACCUGUUCGUGGCCAUGUGCAACCACCUCGACGACGUCAUCGACCACUCAAACGCACGCACACCAAAGACCGUCUGA
Messenger RNA from Colletotrichum karsti, 1017 nucleotides. RefSeq lists its product as uncharacterized. The record is from RefSeq and is a predicted model, not a curated record. NCBI's taxonomy places the organism in Eukaryota, Fungi, Ascomycota, Sordariomycetes, Glomerellales, Glomerellaceae. The coding region runs from base 1 to 1017 and encodes 338 amino acids. Gene Ontology annotation, molecular function: protein binding. The transcript has a single exon.